Drosophila melanogaster (fruit fly) is the source of this 1019-nucleotide messenger RNA. It is a transcript of the gene GMF, whose product is annotated as glia maturation factor. Gene Ontology annotation, molecular function: actin binding; Arp2/3 complex binding. The coding region runs from base 182 to 598 and encodes 138 amino acids. Lineage: Eukaryota; Metazoa; Arthropoda; Insecta; Diptera; Drosophilidae. Gene Ontology annotation, cellular component: lamellipodium; cell cortex; cytoplasm. The record is from RefSeq and is marked reviewed. Gene Ontology annotation, biological process: actin filament debranching. The transcript has 4 exons.
UAUUAUUUGGCGUUCAGUGAACGGUCUCACUGCAGGAACAACAAAACAAAACUCAGAAUAAACGACAGUAUUUAAACGAUUCCUUAAGGACAAGUGAUAUUGCAUUCCUACAAUUAACUGCCAAAAAUUCGGUAGUGCAGCACACUUUACAGAUCGCAUCCCUAACUUCAUAGCUAAAGUUAUGAGUGAUAACCAGAUAUGCGACAUAAGCAACGAAGUUCUGGAGGAAUUGAAGAAGUUUCGAUUCAGCAAGAGCAAAAAUAAUGCGGCUUUGAUAUUGAAAGUCGACCGGGAGAAGCAAACGGUGGUGCUGGACGAGUUCAUCGACGAUAUUUCGGUGGACGAGCUGCAGGAUACAUUGCCAGGACACCAGCCCCGAUAUGUCAUCUAUACGUAUAAAAUGGUCCAUGACGAUCAGCGCAUUUCGUACCCAAUGUGCUUCAUAUUCUACACACCCAGGGAUAGCCAGAUCGAAUUGCAGAUGAUGUACGCCUGCACGAAGAGCGCUCUUCAGCGCGAAGUAGAUCUCACACGCGUCUACGAGAUACGCGAACUAGACGAACUCACCGAGGAGUGGCUGAAAGCCAAGCUCAAGUAGAGAGGUUUCGAUCUCUGGGAUCAAUCAAUCCGGGCCGUUGUCAAAAGCAAUAUUUUAUGAUAGUUCUCUGAUUGAUUUUUGAGCUUUUUAUAUACAUAUUCAAACUGGAUUAAGCCGAUACCAACGAUGCAUACCAAUACCAAACAAACCAAUAUUGAGAUACUACAAUUUUUACCUACAGAAAACACAAAUCAAGCUUAGUUUAUACAACAAUGACAUUUUUAUAUCGACGACAAGUAUGCGACAAGUACGCGCGGGGAGUUUUUAGUGAUUUUAGUUCUUGCAUUUAAGUAAUAAUCUUAAUAGAAGCUGUGCUUGCCAAAUUUCUACAUGUAUUUAUUGUAAAGAUAUAAAAGCAAACAUGACAAAAUAUUCCAUUUUAUAUAGACAAACUAAAUAAAAGUGUUCAAUAUCAAAACAU